Pezoporus flaviventris is the source of this 3067-nucleotide messenger RNA. RefSeq names its product aminopeptidase puromycin sensitive (gene NPEPPS). The record is from RefSeq and is a predicted model, not a curated record. Gene Ontology annotation, molecular function: zinc ion binding; peptide binding; metalloaminopeptidase activity. Gene Ontology annotation, biological process: proteolysis; peptide catabolic process. The transcript is spliced from 23 exons. Gene Ontology annotation, cellular component: cytoplasm. Bases 47 to 2674 code for a protein of 875 amino acids. Lineage: Eukaryota; Metazoa; Chordata; Aves; Psittaciformes; Psittacidae.
CCCCUCCCCUUCCCUUCCCCUCCCCUUCCCCCGGUCUUCCCCCGCCAUGCCGGAGAAGCGUCCCUUCGAGCGGCUGCCCGCCGACGUGUCCCCCCUCAACUAUGGACUCUGCCUCAAGCCCGACCUCAUCGACUUCACCUUCGAGGGCAAGCUGGAGGCCGCCGUGCAGGUGAAAAAUGCAACCAACCAAAUUGUGAUGAACUGUGCGGACAUUGACAUUAUCACAGCUUCCUAUGCGCCGGAAGGAGAUGAAGAGGUACAUGCCACAGGGUUCAACUAUCAAAACGAGGACGAAAAGGUUACUCUUUCCUUUCCCAGUACUCUUCAGAAAGGGACAGGGACACUAAAGAUAGACUUUGUAGGGGAGCUGAAUGAUAAAAUGAAAGGGUUUUACCGAAGUAAAUACACCACCCCUACUGGAGACACACGCUAUGCUGCUGUCACUCAGUUUGAGGCUACUGAUGCUCGCAGAGCUUUCCCUUGCUGGGAUGAGCCUGCCAUUAAAGCCACAUUUGAUAUUUCUUUGGUGGUUCCUAAAGACAGAGUAGCUUUGUCCAAUAUGAAUGUUGUUGACAGGAAGCCGUACCCGGACGAUGAGAACCUGGUGGAAGUGAAGUUUGCCCGUACCCCGAUAAUGUCCACCUAUCUUGUAGCCUUUGUGGUGGGAGAAUAUGACUUCGUAGAGGCCAGGUCCCUGGAUGGUGUCUUAGUGCGUGUUUACACUCCUGUGGGCAAAGCAGAACAAGGAAAGUUUGCAUUAGAGGUUGCUGCUAAAACUCUGCCUUUUUAUAAGGACUACUUCAAUGUUCCUUACCCUCUUCCUAAAAUUGAUCUCAUAGCUAUUGCAGACUUUGCUGCUGGUGCCAUGGAGAACUGGGGCCUUGUUACUUAUAGGGAGACUGCAUUGCUCAUUGACCCCAAAAAUUCCUGUUCUUCAUCUCGCCAGUGGGUUGCUCUGGUUGUAGGACAUGAACUUGCUCAUCAGUGGUUUGGAAACCUUGUGACCAUGGAAUGGUGGACCCACCUGUGGCUGAAUGAAGGAUUUGCCUCGUGGAUUGAGUACCUGUGUGUAGAUCACUGUUUCCCCGAGUAUGAUAUCUGGACUCAGUUUGUUUCUGCUGAUUACACCCGUGCUCAAGAGCUUGAUGCCUUAGACAACAGUCAUCCCAUUGAAGUUAGUGUUGGCCAUCCCUCCGAAGUAGAUGAAAUAUUCGAUGCUAUUUCUUACAGCAAGGGAGCAUCUGUAAUCCGAAUGCUACACGACUACAUUGGUGAUGAGGACUUUCGGAAAGGAAUGAAUCUGUAUUUAAAGAAGUUCCAGCAGAAGAAUGCAGCUACAGAGGAUCUCUGGGAAAGCCUGGAAGAAGUUAGUGGGAAACCUAUUGCUGCCGUGAUGAACACAUGGACCAAACAAAUGGGAUUUCCACUCAUUUAUGUGGAAGCUGAACAGCAAGAAGAUGACAAAGUGCUGAAGUUAGUCCAGAAGAAAUUCUGUGCCAGUGGACCAUAUACUGGGGAGGAUUUGCCCAUGUGGAUGGUCCCCAUAAGUAUUUGUACAAGUGAUGACCCCACCUGUGCCAAAAUGCAAAUACUGAUGGACAAACCAGAGCUCACCUUGGUUUUGAAAGACACCAAACCAGACCAGUGGGUGAAGUUAAACCUUGGAACAGUUGGGUUUUACCGUACCCAGUAUAGCCCUGACAUGCUGGAGAGUUUAAUACCAGCCAUCAAAGACCUCUCCCUACCCCCUGUGGACAGGCUUGGCCUGCAGAAUGAUCUUUUCUCUCUGGCCCGAGCUGGAAUCAUUAGCACUGUAGAGGUUCUAAAAGUCAUGGAAGCUUUUGUGAAUGAGCCCAAUUAUACUGUGUGGAGCGACCUCAGCUGUAACCUGGAGAUUCUCUCAACACUCUUGUCCCACACAGACUUCUAUGAGGAAAUCCAGGUGUUCGUGAAAGAUGUCUUUUCACCAAUAGGGGAGAGACUGGGAUGGGACCCCAAACCUGGAGAGGGUCAUCUAGAUGCACUUCUGAGAGGGCUGGUCUUGGGCAAACUAGGAAAAGCUGGGCACAAGGCGACAUUAGAAGAAGCCCGACGCCGAUUUAAGGACCACGUGGAAGGAAAGCAUGUGCUGUCAGCUGAUCUGAGGAGUCCUGUAUAUCUAACUAUUUUGAAGCAUGGAGAUAGUACUACUUUAGACACUAUGCUGAAGCUUCACAAGCAAGCAGACAUGCAGGAGGAGAAGAACCGAAUCGAACGCGUUCUUGGAGCCAUCUCUCAACCAGAACUGAUUCAAAAAGUUCUCACCUUUGCACUUUCAGAAGAGGUACGUCCCCAGGACACGGUAUCUGUUAUUGGUGGAGUAGCUGGAGGCAGCAAGCAGGGGAGGAAAGCUGCUUGGAAAUUUGUAAGGGACAAUUGGGAGGAACUUUAUAAUCGAUACCAAGGUGGAUUCUUAAUAUCCAGACUAAUAAAGCUAACAGUGGAUGGAUUUGCAAAUGAUAAAAUGGCUGCAGAAGUUAAGGCCUUCUUUGAGAGUCACCCAGCCCCUUCGGCAGAGCGCACGGUGCAGCAGUGCUGCGAGAACAUCCUGCUCAACGCAGCUUGGCUCAAGAGGGACGCCGACAACAUCCACCAGUACUUCCUGCAGCGCAAGGCCCCACCAGCCAUGGUGUGAAGCUGUGCAUGCCCCUGCUGCAGUCCUGCUGCCGCCUCAUGGGGAGAGGGAGGAGCGACCCCAACACCUGAUUCGUAUGCCAAGAAUUUGGAGUCUUUUUUUUCUCAAGCCAGUGGGGAUUGGACAAUGAAUGUAGUUUAACUGGUUCCUGCUCACACUCCAGAUUGAAAUCCUAGUCAAAUUCUCAGCAAUUCAGCAAAAAACCAACCACACACAAAAAAAAAAAAGAAAGGAAAAAAAAGAGAGAGAGAAAAACGUGUAAAUAUGAUAGUAAUAAACUAGAGCAUAACAAAACUGUGAAACUUCCUCCAGCCUUGUCAGUGGUUCAACUAUUUAACACCCCCCUCCUGCCACUUCUUGACAGAUGUUCUGGUUUUUACAGCCUCCCCUCCC